Molecule: messenger RNA, 1376 nt
Organism: Osmerus eperlanus (European smelt)
Lineage: Eukaryota; Metazoa; Chordata; Actinopteri; Osmeriformes; Osmeridae
Product: 1-phosphatidylinositol phosphodiesterase-like
Exons: 3
Coding region: 387-1283 (298 amino acids)
Biological process (GO): lipid metabolic process
Molecular function (GO): phosphoric diester hydrolase activity
Source: RefSeq, a predicted model, not a curated record
GCCAAUGGUACUCUACUUUUUAAGUAACAAAGGCAUUUACAGAGGCAUUUUGGUAGCCUAAAUUAGUUCCCUGUAUUUUAUAUUUUUUUGCGCCAAGUGGACGCUGACCUGAGUGAGAAUGAAUUUGAGGACCUGAACAAAGUCUUGUUCAAUUGGCCUACCCUACCCUACUGUACAUUCUUUUCAGUAGAUUAUUGGUAUCCGUGACCAUGAGGACCCCUGAAAAAGUGUGCUUUGCCGUUUUUAUACAUUGCCAGUACCUACUUUUAAUGUCUACAGGCUAAGUAUGCCAACAUGUUACUCAGAUGCGUUGAACUCCACAAUCUCAAAUGUGAAUGUGACCUUUCUUAAGAACAAAGGACAAACUAAAGUAGGUUGCUGUAUCCAUGAAGACCACUGCAAAAAGUGUGCUUUAUCAUUUCUAUGCAUUGCUACUUUUCAUGGCUUUUAGCCAUGGAAAGGAUCUCUUCAACGAUAAUGGAAAUUUACAACUCCCAGACUCCUACAACAUAGGCUGGAUGGGGGCCAUUGAGGAUGAUACAUUCGUAUCCAACAUCACCAUCCCUGGUACCCAUGACACCAUGGCUCUCUACGGUGGUCCGUUGGCUGAGUGUCAGGCAUGGAAUCUGAAUGACCAGCUGAGAGCCGGCAUACGCUACUUGGACCUCCGCAUUUUUGCACUAGAAAACAAGCUCUAUGUUAUGCAUGGCGUUGUCUACCAGCACACUUCUUUCAUUGAUGUUUUUGACACAAUCAGAGCAUUUCUGUCAGAGUUCCCCAGUGAGAUGGUUCUCGUUAGAGUGAAGCCUGAUUUGUUUGAUAAAGACAACGUUGAGAAGAUGGUAGAAAAAAUGGUUAGUAAUGACAAAGAUGUUUGGGUGAGGUCUGUAAUGCCAACCAUGGGUAUGGCUCGAGGAAAGAUAGUCUUUGUGCAGAAGUCCAGCUUUAAACUGGGUGUUCCUCUCCUGGAAACUGACACAAAGGGUGAUUAUGAAGUCACUCAUAUUGCAGACAAAGAAAAUACAAUUGAUAAGUGUUUGACCCAAGCAGCUGAAGACACUGGACGGGAUAAGAUUGUUCUCAGCUACUCCAGUGGCACUGGUGUUGGUACAUUCUGGGGCAUGUUUCUAACUCCCAAAAAGGUGUCUGAAAAGAUCGACCCCUGGUUGGAUCAGUACCUGAGGAGGUUCUUUAACGACCACCCAGGGUCAUGUUUAGGUGUUAUUGCAAUGGACUUCCCUGGUAUAGACCUCAUUCAAGAAGUCAUAAAGUUUAAUAAGUGAUGGAAUCUAGUCUGAUUUCUAUGAUUGCUUCAAGUAAUAUUUCUUAGCUUAAAGUGCAAUACAGAGUAUGGCUACAGCAUAAUCAUAAAAAUA